Camellia sinensis is the source of this 452-nucleotide messenger RNA. NCBI's taxonomy places the organism in Eukaryota, Viridiplantae, Streptophyta, Magnoliopsida, Ericales, Theaceae. The record is from RefSeq and is a predicted model, not a curated record.
UAAGGUGGAUUGUCUAACUUAAGUUCUUCUCUUCCUUUUUUUUCCCCCUCCAGUCAUUCAUGGAUUUGCAGUUUCCAAAUGGUCAGUUAACCUAUGUGUCUGGUGAGGGCAUAUCCACUAGUACGUUCUUACCUUUUUGUGGUGGCCUGCUUCAAGCUCAAGGCCAAUAUCCAGGCGAGAUGAAGUUCAGUUUCUCUUGCAAGAACAAAUGGGGAACACGCAUCACACCAACUGUACAGUGGCCUGACAAAUCAUUCACAAUGGGUCUUGCUCAAGCUUUAGCUUGGAAGAGAUCUGGUCUUAUGGUGAGGCCAACCAUACAAUUCAGUGUAUGCCCAACAUUUGGUGGAAGCAAUCCUGGGUUACAGGCUGAACUAAUUCAUUCUGUGAACGAGGAGUUGAGUCUGAUUUGUGGUUGUGCUUUCAUGUCACAUCCUUCUGCAUUUGCAUCA